GAAGUGGUUAGGGUUCGGUGGCCUACCAAACGUUGGUGCAGGUUCUGGCACUUGGGAAACAAACAAUAAGCUACAGUCUGGUGCUUCUAGACCGGUUGGGCUGGGAAACUUAACGGAUCGGUUUAAAUUUGCACCGCAGUGUAACACCUCAGUCGUUAAUAGUGCCUCGACCGUUUUGUGAACAAAUUAGCGAAAAUGGCCACCAGCUGCUUCGGUUGCAAGGAGGAGAUCAAGGACAAGAUGCUGGAGGCGCUCGGCAAGAGCUGGCAUCCGGAGCAUUUCACCUGCAAGGAGUGCAAGAAGCGCAUCGCCGAGAACAAGUUCCACGAGAGUGAAGGACUGCCGGUGUGCGGCAAGUGCUUCGAGUCCAAGAUACAGGCCAUCUGCGCCGCGUGCCGCAAGCUGGUUACCGAGAAAGUGGUGAAGGCGAUGGGCAAAACGUGGCACCAGGACCACUUCAUCUGCGGUGGCCCCUGCAAGCAGCAGCUGUCCGGAAAGACGUUCUUCGAGCGCAACGGUAAGCCGUACUGCACCGCCGACUACGAGCGCCUGUACGCACCGAAGUGCGCCGGCUGCAAGAAGCCCAUCGCGGAGAAGGCCCUGUCGGCGCUGGAGGGCAAAUGGCACAAGGAGUGCUUCAAGUGCAAGCUCUGCAAAGAACCGAUCGGAGUGGACGCCAAAUUCCGGGCCGACAAGGAUAAGCAACCGAUGUGCGAAAAGUGUGGCAUCUAAGCGGAACGGGGACUGCUCGCAUCCCGACCAACUAAUGUAUACUCUCUAAGUGUUUGUUACCCAGUUGUUUCGAUCAUUUGUAUCCUAUCCUCCAUUUGCCAGAUGUGUAUGUAUUUAAAAUAAUCACUCUCCAUCGUGACGGGAGAGUUCACCGGCACCAUCACGUUUGUUAAGAAAUAAAGUGUGCUA
This is a messenger RNA of Anopheles coustani, 921 nucleotides long. Its product is annotated as paxillin-like. NCBI's taxonomy places the organism in Eukaryota, Metazoa, Arthropoda, Insecta, Diptera, Culicidae. The record is from RefSeq and is a predicted model, not a curated record. Gene Ontology annotation, cellular component: nucleus; Z disc. The coding region runs from base 196 to 732 and encodes 178 amino acids. The transcript is spliced from 4 exons. Gene Ontology annotation, molecular function: transcription coregulator activity.